AUGUCUCACUCAUCUCUCAUUAUCUUUGUCUUGCUCUUACUGUUCUCUGCUCAAUUCAUUCAAUCAGAACAAACCAAGGACGAAUCCAUCAACCAAUUAAUAUCUGCUUGUAGAGGUUAUAUUCCAUCACUUCCAAGAGAAUUAGCCACCUGUCAAUGGUAUAACCCAAACAGUUGCUGCACAGUUGACAGCUCAAAGAAAAUUAAACAAGGUUGGGAAAGUCAAAGUGGAAGAAACAGUGGCUCAUCAAAUGUUACCAUUCCUCAAUUCCUUGUUGAAGCUUUUGCUGGUGGAUGCUUAGAUGAGUUGCAUCAAUAUAUUUGUUAUUUGUGUUCUCCUGGACAAACCAAUUUCAUUGAGGAAAAGAUUCAAAUUCUGGGUCAGAAAUCUAUCUUGUACUUGUGUUCAUCAUUCUGUGACAGAUUGUACAGUAAAUGUGCUCUCGUUCCAGUUACAAAUGGAAAACCUGUCAUUACCUCUUAUGCAAGUGGAAAGGAUUUUUGUGAAAGUGGUUUGAAUGAUCCUUCCAAUCAAUUGCAAAUCAAGGUCAGAGAUGCCAACUGUUUCAAUAAUGCAGGUAUCUUGAAAGCUUCCGUAUUGGUUAUUGUUGCAUUAUUGUCUGCCAUGUUAUUGACACUUUAA
Messenger RNA from Naegleria gruberi, 642 nucleotides. RefSeq lists its product as uncharacterized. The record is from RefSeq and is a predicted model, not a curated record. The transcript has 2 exons. NCBI's taxonomy places the organism in Eukaryota, Heterolobosea, Eutetramitea, Acrasida, Naegleriidae. Bases 1 to 642 code for a protein of 213 amino acids.